Lathyrus oleraceus (garden pea) is the source of this 885-nucleotide messenger RNA. RefSeq names its product calcineurin B-like protein 7. Gene Ontology annotation, biological process: calcium-mediated signaling. The record is from RefSeq and is a predicted model, not a curated record. Gene Ontology annotation, molecular function: calcium ion binding; kinase binding. Lineage: Eukaryota; Viridiplantae; Streptophyta; Magnoliopsida; Fabales; Fabaceae. The transcript is spliced from 7 exons. Bases 64 to 711 code for a protein of 215 amino acids.
AUCUAUAUACAUUACUAAUUAAGACCAUUUCGAAAAUUUUGGAAACAUAAACAAGUUUUUUUGAUGGGCUGUUCUUGCACGAAAACGCGAAUUCAGCGUGAGGAUCUUGCGAUUCUUGCCGAACAAACUUAUUUUAAUAUUUCAGAAAUAGAAGCAUUAUAUGAUCUCUUCAAGAACUUAAGCAGCUCUAUGGUUAAUGAUGGGCUAAUUAGCAAAGAAGAGUUUCAGCUUGGCUUAUUUGGAAGCAGCAAGAAACGGAACCUCUUUGGCGACAGGGUGUUCGAUUUGUUUGACUCGAAAAAUGAUGGUAUGAUAGAUUUUGGAGAGUUUGUUAAAGCUUUAAGCGUUUUCCACCCUGCAGCGCCGCAACCACAAAAAGCAGCCUUUGCAUUUCGAUUAUACGACAUAUGGCAAAGAGGCUUUAUAGAACGAGACGAGGUAAGAGAGAUGAUAUUGGCACUGCUAAGAGAGUCUGAUUUAGUUCUUUCUCAUGAUAUAAUUGAGCUUAUAAUUGAUAAGGCCAUUAAAGAAGCUGAUUUAAAAGGAGAUGGAAGGAUUGAUAGAGAGGAGUGGGAAAGUUUUGUUGCUCAAAAUCCAUCCUUACUGAGGAACAUGACAAUUCCUUAUUUGAAGGAUUUGAAUAUGCAGUUUCCUGGUUUUUUUGAAAUGAUAUAUGAAGAUAAUGAAGAUAACACAAGCAGCAUUCCGUGAGAGAGAAAAUGUGCCCUAUUUCAUGAUAAGUCCAUAGGUCGUGACAGUUUUCAAUCCAACAUUGGAACUUAUAUGACAAUGAUGUGUAUGUGGUUGCUAAGUGGAGACUAAUAUUUGUCUUAUUUCUAGAGCAUGCUUCUCCUUAUUUAUAGAGUUCAUCCAUUUUCAUGAGCA